Messenger RNA from Dimorphilus gyrociliatus, 1381 nucleotides. NCBI's taxonomy places the organism in Eukaryota, Metazoa, Annelida, Polychaeta, Dinophilidae. The record is from the annotation of a GenBank genome assembly.
AACUCGAUGUGCGUUCUUGUUCCCGUUGGCGCCAUUUUGGUUUUGGUUCUCUCCUGAAAGCUUCUUCUGUGAGCUAAAUUGCUUUACGCUAAAUCUAUUGGAAAUGGGUGAGAAAGAUCCAGGUUUCGACGAUGCUGUCGAAGAAAGAGUUAUUAACGAAGAGUAUAAAAUAUGGAAGAAAAAUACGCCGUUUUUAUAUGAUCUGGUCAUGACCCACGCUCUGGAAUGGCCGAGUCUCACUGCCCAGUGGUUACCUGACAUAGCCAGACCUGAUGGGAAAGAUUUUACUUUACAUAGAUUAAUCCUUGGAACUCAUACAUCUGAUGAACAAAAUCAUUUGCUAAUAGCAAGCGUUCAAUUGCCCAAUGAUAAUGCGCAAUUCGAUUCCUCGCAAUAUGAAAUGGAGAGGGGAGAAUUUGGAGGUUUUGGAUCAGUUAGUGGGAAAAUUGAAAUAGAGAUCAAAAUCAAUCACGACGGAGAAGUGAACAGAGCGAGAUACAUGCCGCAGAACCCUUGUGUAAUAGCAACAAAGACGCCUACUUGUGAUGUUUUAGUUUUUGAUUACACCAAACAUCCCAGUAAGCCUGAUCCAAGUGGAGAAUGUCAUCCAGAUCUUCGCUUGAAAGGUCAUCAGAAAGAAGGGUAUGGUCUCUCCUGGAAUCCUAAUUUGAAUGGGAACCUACUAAGUGCAUCUGAUGACCAUACUAUUUGUUUAUGGGAUAUAAAUGCUGCUCCAAAAGAGGGACGCUGUGUGGAUGCUCACACCAUAUUUCAUGGUCAUAAUUCGGUAGUGGAGGACGUAAGCUGGCAUUUAUUACACGAAAGCCUCUUUGGUUCAGUAGCAGAUGAUCAAAAGUUAAUGAUUUGGGAUACAAGAUCAAGUAAAACGGAAAAACCUUCUCAUGUUGUUGACGCUCAUACAGCGGAGGUAAAUUGUUUGUCAUUUAAUCCUUAUAGCGAAUUUAUUCUGGCUACCGGAUCUGCUGACAAAACCGUUGCCUUGUGGGAUUUACGUAAUCUCAAAUUAAAAUUGCAUUCAUUUGAAAGCCACAAAGAUGAAAUUUUCCAAGUUCAAUGGUCCCCACAUAAUGAAACAAUACUUGCUUCGUCGGGUACGGACCGACGCUUGCACGUAUGGGAUCUUAGUAAAAUCGGUGAAGAACAGAGUCCUGAAGAUUCUGACGAUGGGCCUCCUGAAUUAUUAUUCAUACAUGGAGGUCACACAGCCAAAAUAUCUGACUUUUCUUGGAAUCCUAAUGAACCUUGGGUUGUUUGUUCGGUUAGCGAAGACAACAUUAUGCAAGUUUGGCAAAUGGCCGAAAAUAUUUACAACGACGAAGACCCGGAAACCCCACAAGAUUUAGAAGGAUCGUCUUCGUAG